UUGCAGGCACUGUUCUUAAUUUGUGGAUUAAUUACUGGUUGUUAUUGUUGUUGCUGUUGUUGCUGCUGUUGCUAUUUCUGUUGUGGUAAAUGUAAACCAGCUCCUCCUGAGGAUAGCGGUGCAUACCAUAAUUUACAGCGGAACCAGAAUCCAGAGCCUGUAGUGACAAAUCAACCGCGAAGUUUUGGCAAGGAAGAAGAAAGCGAUGAUGAUGCUGUGACAGCUCAACCUCAAAGUGGUGCAUCACAAAAUGCAUCUAAUAUACAGCAACCAAUAUUUGCAAUGCCUGCACCGGGAUCAGCGGCACCAACAUCAACAGCUAAUGAAAGCACGAAUCUAAACAGUGGCGGCGAACGUGUGAUUUAUACCACUGGUAUUACGAGUUCUUAAAUGUAGAAAAUGCAUAUUACGAAUUUUAUCUUUUGCAUAUUGCUAUUCAUCAUCCAAUCCACGUCUUCGUCCAAAAUCAUUCAUUCUAUUUCUUCUUGCCCGCUCUUUUUUCUUUUUUUUUUUUUGUUUGUUAAUCACUAUGUUAUCACUUCUUCAUAUUGAUAACAAUUUUAAUACAUAGAGGAAAACGUUAUCAGAGACACUAAAAUAAUGUUUUAAUUAUGUCAAUGUUUCUUAUAUACUUUAGUAAUGGUUACUUAAAACUUAAAUAAUAAAUAUAGGGUCAUUUUUGAAAAGUGUAUGUAAAACACGGCGAUAAUUAUAUCUCCUUUAUAGUCCAACAAGAUAAACAGUAUAAAGCUUUGACAGUGUAAAGCCUUCUUUAUAAUUGCUUUUUUAUAUAGGGCAAAAUUAUGUGUCACGGGUUUGCCACAAAUAGAAAUUAAUAAAACUAUAUUGCAAAAAUAAUGCAUGCUUCCAUAAAUCAAACGAAAAUCUCUGUUCUUAAUAAUAGAAAGAUACUGUCAGAGUGAGAACGCGAACGUCUUGUUCCUCUGAAAAAUAGCAUUAAUUAUUUUUUGAAAGAGCUUUGUAUUUGCCGUUUAUUCUUCAUAUAGAUUCGUGUAGCAAACAAUUAGUUACAUACGAAUGUACUUUAUACUAGUUAUUUUAUCGUGAAUGUCAUAUAAUUGUACAUACUCAAAUAUAUGUGUGUGUGCAUAUAUAUAUAAAACGUAAAUAUACAUAUACAGGGAAUACGCUUAAUGAUAGCUUAUCAAAUUAUUCCCUAAGUAUAAUCUCUAAACUACAAAAUUUAUGUAUAAAGAGGAUAUAUAUAUUUUUUUCUUGUAUAUAUACGUAUUCGCUAGAAAAUAUCGACAUUAAAUUGGCUUUAAAAAAUCACUAAAA
This is a messenger RNA of Wasmannia auropunctata (little fire ant), 1299 nucleotides long. RefSeq names its product cysteine string protein-like. The record is from RefSeq and is a predicted model, not a curated record. Gene Ontology annotation, cellular component: type Is terminal bouton. The transcript is spliced from 3 exons. NCBI's taxonomy places the organism in Eukaryota, Metazoa, Arthropoda, Insecta, Hymenoptera, Formicidae. The annotation marks the transcript as partial. Gene Ontology annotation, biological process: regulation of neuromuscular synaptic transmission.